Cladocopium goreaui is the source of this 580-nucleotide messenger RNA. The record is from the annotation of a GenBank genome assembly. Lineage: Eukaryota; Dinophyceae; Suessiales; Symbiodiniaceae.
AUGUUCGCAACGGGGCAAAAACAGAUAACGGACUGCCCUUUUGUGGCCAAUGUGUUCAGCAAUAGGUUCUAUGCCACCACCAAUGGUCAGUACUGCGGCAACUGGCACAAUGGUCUCCCAGGACACCAGUUGGGCGACGUGCCCUGUAUCAGCGACAUCCUGGGCGCCCGGCCGUGCAUCAAGAAACCAGUUCGACCCAUUCAGACCACAGCGAAGUGUGUGCUGGCGAACCAGAUGGCCGAGGAGAAGAAGUCCAUGCAGGUGGACAAGGUCCUUUCGGCUGAUGUGGUUCCCAAGAAGUUCCCUGUGCAGGCGCAGAACUACUGCUAUCCGCCCAGCGGGAAGAAAGGUGGCCAGCACGACAUCGCUCAGGAAAUGGGUGCCAGCAACCCCCUCUUCUCCACCAGUGCACAGGCGUAUGGCAGCGAAAUGCCCAUGGAUCAUCAGGUGCCAGAUCGCUACUUCCCCAGCACCAACUACUUCACUAAGGCCUUUGUAGAUUCCAAGCCCAGAUACACAGGGCUCAGCACUGCGCCAACUCCCUCGAAAGUGGCCUUGGCGGCAGCCCUUGAAGCUGGGA